AUGAAUGCUCGCCCAAAGAUGUUUUACCUCCCGGAUAUCAUGACCAACUGGCCAUGGCUUCGCGCAGUCAACCCUCGUUACGAAGCUGUGAAAAUCGAAGCUGAUGCUUGGUUUCGUAGUUUCAAAACUCUGGAUCCAGAGUUGUUGAAAGCGUUCGACAAGUGUAAUCCAGCUUACGCGGUAGCACUGGCUCAUCCCACUGCAUCAGGAGAACAUCUUCGAGUCGGUUGCGAAGUCCUGGAUGUGCAACUGGUUGUAGACGACGUCACCGAUAGAAUCACUGCGGCAGAUGCCAAAGGACUAGUAGACAUCGUUAUCGAUGCCUUACACAAUCCUCAUAAGAUACGACCAGAAGGUGAAUACAUUGUUGGAGAAAUGAUGCGACAAUGUUCGGCUCGUGCGAUGCAGACCAUAAGCACUACUUGUUAUCCCCGCUUCAUUGAUAGCUUUACGACAUGGCUUCGUGCAGUAGCUGUCGAAGCUAUUGACCGCGAACAAGAACAUUGUCUCGGUAUCGAUGACCAUUUCAAGUACCGACGGGAGUCAGGUGGCAUGUUACCUUGGUUCGCACUAUGUGGAAUGGAGAUGAAUCUCCCUGAUGAAGUGUAUCACCAUCCCGCCAUCGUGGAUAUGAUUGAAUGUGCUGCAGAUUUGAUUGAAGUCGAUAAUGACAUGGUCUCGUACAACAAAGAACAAUCGGACGGGACCGACUAUAAUUCGCUGAUAACCGUUGUCAUGGUAGAGUUUGGCCUCGACAUAGGCAGUGCGAUGGGUUGGGCAGCUGCCCAUCACACCAAACUUAAGACAAGAUUUAUCAACGGUCUUGCGAAGAUCCCUUCAUGGGGUCCUUCCACCGACAUCCUAGUCAAGGAGUACCUUGAUGGACUAGGAAUCUGUGUGCGAGCAAAUUAUUGUUGGAGUUCCGACAAUCAAAGGUAUUUUGGCGCAAUGACUGCGGAGAUACAGGAAAGUAGGCUCGUCCCAUUAUGGCCAAAGGUCCACAGCAAAGCCAGCAUCCCGGGUGGCGAAGGACCAUACUGA
Messenger RNA from Suillus discolor, 1041 nucleotides. Its product is annotated as terpenoid synthase. The coding region runs from base 1 to 1041 and encodes 346 amino acids. The record is from RefSeq and is a predicted model, not a curated record. Lineage: Eukaryota; Fungi; Basidiomycota; Agaricomycetes; Boletales; Suillaceae. The transcript is spliced from 6 exons.